UCACACUAAUCCAAAACACGCAUUAACGCAACGUAAACAUUGCGAGGAGUGCUGGUGUUUUUAUUAUCGUACAGAAAACGUUUUGUUAGAAAGUUUGAAUUAAUAUUUGUAGAGAUACCUACUAAAAUACAGGGUAUAAAAGAACCGUUAGGGUUGCUGUACAAUGGCGCACAUUCCGGCUACAUCACUGGGAAGUAAAAGCAAGAAGCACUUUCUCGGUGUUCCGGCUCCUCUUGGCUACGUCGCCGGUGUAGGAAGAGGCGCAACCGGUUUCACCACCCGUUCUGAUAUUGGUCCAGCUCGAGAUGCCAACGAUGUUUCGGAUGACCGUCACGCACCCCCAGCAGCAAAAAGAAAGAAAAAGGAGGAAGAGGAGGAGGAUGACGAGGACCUGAACGAUUCCAACUAUGACGAGUUCAGUGGCUACAGUGGUUCCUUGUUUUCCAAAGACCCCUACGACAAAGAUGACGCCGAGGCAGAUGCCAUCUACGAAAGUAUCGAUAAACGUAUGGACGAAAAAAGGAAGGAAUAUCGCGAGAAACGCUUGAAAGAAGAUUUAGAACGAUACCGCCAAGAGCGUCCAAAGAUUCAACAGCAGUUUUCAGAUUUAAAGCGUAAUUUGAUUGCAGUUAGCGAGGACGAAUGGGCUAAUUUGCCGGAAGUUGGAGACAGUCGUAACAAGAAGCAAAGGAAUCCUAGGGCUGAGAAAUUCACUCCCUUGCCGGACAGUGUUCUGUCGAGAAAUUUAGGUGGAGAGUCGACCAGCACGAUCGACGGGAGAUCUGGUUUGGCAUCAAUGAUUCCUGGUGUUUCAACGCCGGGAAUGCUGACCCCUAGUGGGGACUUGGAUUUACGGAAAAUAGGACAGGCAAGGAACACCUUGAUGAACGUAAAACUAUCACAAGUAUCUGAUUCUGUCGCAGGACAGACGGUUGUCGAUCCGAAAGGAUAUUUGACCGAUCUUCAGAGUAUGAUUCCAACAUAUGGUGGAGAUAUUAACGACAUAAAGAAGGCAAGAUUGUUAUUGAAAAGCGUUCGAGAGACCAACCCAAAUCAUCCUCCAGCUUGGAUUGCUAGUGCUCGUUUGGAAGAAGUUACAGGGAAGGUUCAAAUGGCACGUAAUUUGAUUAUGCGAGGCUGCGAAGUGAAUCCUCUGAGUGAAGACCUUUGGUUAGAGGCAGCACGUCUACAGCCUCCAGAUACGGCUAAAGGAGUUAUUGCUCAAGCUGCCCGACACAUUCCUACAUCAGUAAGAAUUUGGAUAAAAGCAGCCGAUUUGGAAACCGAGGUCAAAGCCAGAAGACGUGUAUUCCGCAAGGCUUUGGAACAUAUUCCGAACUCUGUCAGAUUGUGGAAAGCAGCCGUCGAAUUGGAGAAUCCUGAAGACGCAAAAAUCUUGCUUUCGAGAGCGGUGGAAUGUUGCAACACAAGUGUCGAAUUGUGGUUAGCUUUGGCUCGAUUGGAAACGUAUGAGAAUGCACGUAAAGUGUUGAAUAAAGCUCGUGAAAAUAUUCCAACCGAUAGGCAAAUUUGGACAACUGCUGCCAAACUAGAGGAAGCCAACGGAAACAUUCACAUGGUGGAGAAGAUCGUUGAUCGUGCCCUGAGUUCGCUCAGUGCCAAUGGAGUGGAAAUCAAUAGGGAUCAGUGGCUGCAGGAAGCUAUGGAAUCGGAGAAGUCAGGAGCCAUAAAAUGCUGUCAGGCGAUUGUGAAAGCAGUUAUCUCUGUUGGUGUAGAAGAAGAGGAUCGUAAGCAAACCUGGAUCGAUGAUGCUGAUCACUGCGCUAAAGAAGGUGCAUUUGAAUGUGCCCGUGCUGUGUACAAUUACGCGCUGUCUGAAUUCCCUUCGAAGAAGAGCAUUUGGUUACGUGCAGCUUAUUUCGAAAAGAAUCAUGGAUCUCGUGAAAGCCUGGAAGCACUUUUGCAGAAAGCUGUUGCCCAUUGUCCAAAGUCAGAAGUUCUCUGGUUGAUGGGAGCCAAAUCCAAAUGGCUUGCGGGAGAUGUACCAGCAGCUCGUGGUAUUCUAUCGCUUGCUUUUCAAGCCAAUCCGAAUUCGGAGGACAUUUGGCUUGCUGCUGUGAAGUUGGAAUCGGAAAAUUCCGAAUUCGAGCGUGCGCGUCGAUUGUUGGCCAAGGCAAGAGCAAGUGCUCCAACUCCAAGGGUCAUGAUGAAGUCAGCCAAAUUGGAAUGGGCUCUGAACAAUUUGGAAGAUGCCCUCAGCCUCCUGGAGGACGCCGUUAAAGUAUUCCCAGAUUUUGCAAAACUUUGGAUGAUGAAAGGUCAAAUUGAAGAACAGAAAAAUUUACUCGAACGAGCAGUCGACACAUACAAUUCGGGUCUGAAAAAGUGUCCCAAUUCUAUUCCCCUUUGGCUGUUGUUAUCAUCUCUCGAGGAAAAACGAAAACUUCUCACCAAAGCCCGUUCUGUUUUGGAACGUGGUCGAUUGAAAAACGCCAAAAACCCCAUUCUAUGGCUGGCAGCUAUUCGAAUCGAAAUUCGCGGAGGCUUCAAAGAUAUGGCUAAUACCCUCAUGGCACGUGCUUUACAAGACUGCCCGAAUGCAGGUGAGCUGUGGGCAGAAGCCAUUUUCCUUGAACCACGGCCACAGCGAAAAACCAAAUCAGUUGAUGCGCUCAAGAAGUGCGAACACGAUCCGCACGUUUUGCUGGCUGUUUCCAAGCUCUUUUGGAGUGAACGCAAAAUUCAAAAGUGUCGCGAUUGGUUCAACAGAACGAUCAAAAUCGAUCCCGAUUUCGGCGAUGCUUGGGCGUACUUUUACAAAUUCGAGCUGCAACAUGGAACGGAACAGCAACAGGAGGACCUGUUGGAGCGAUGUGUUGCUGCAGAGCCGAAGCAUGGCGAAGAGUGGUGUCGGGUAAGCAAGGAUAUCGCCAACUGGUGCUUCAAAACGGACGAAGUACUGAAAGCGGUGGUCAAGAUUCUACCUACUCCGAUUUAGAUAUGCUAAGGAUAUGGUAAAGUUUUGAUUGUGUGUUGUAUUCCAUUUCAAUAAACUGAAAAAUUGAAACUUAA
Aedes aegypti (yellow fever mosquito) is the source of this 3033-nucleotide messenger RNA. It is a transcript of the gene Prp6, whose product is annotated as pre-mRNA-processing factor 6. The coding region runs from base 164 to 2959 and encodes 931 amino acids. NCBI's taxonomy places the organism in Eukaryota, Metazoa, Arthropoda, Insecta, Diptera, Culicidae. Gene Ontology annotation, molecular function: protein binding. Gene Ontology annotation, biological process: spliceosomal tri-snRNP complex assembly; mRNA splicing, via spliceosome. The transcript has 4 exons. The record is from RefSeq and is a predicted model, not a curated record. Gene Ontology annotation, cellular component: U4/U6 x U5 tri-snRNP complex; catalytic step 2 spliceosome.